Wyeomyia smithii (pitcher-plant mosquito) is the source of this 1155-nucleotide messenger RNA. Its product is annotated as transmembrane protein 223. Gene Ontology annotation, biological process: nervous system development. Gene Ontology annotation, cellular component: mitochondrion. The coding region runs from base 340 to 1053 and encodes 237 amino acids. The transcript is spliced from 3 exons. NCBI's taxonomy places the organism in Eukaryota, Metazoa, Arthropoda, Insecta, Diptera, Culicidae. The record is from RefSeq and is a predicted model, not a curated record.
GCUCAAAGCAUACCAUUUUGAUAGCAGGUUUCAUUACAAAAAAAAAUUGGCUCUCUAUUCUAGAUUUAGAAUAGAAUUCCUUGUUCUAUCAUUAAAUGAAAAAUUUUAUUGACCAGUUUACAGUACAAACCAAUUUUAUUUUAUAAAAUGUGUAGCAUCUGAGCAGCAUACACAUGUAUUGGUAAAGCCGGCAUGACUGCAACAUUAUCAUGUCACGCACGCAACAUAAACAAUACAAUACCAACCUACAACGUACCUAAGCAAAACAAGUGUUAGAUAACGAAUAAAAUUAAAUAAUCUUACUACUUUGUCUUUACGUGUCUUAUAUUGUAAUAAAGCAUGAUUUUGCGAUUAUUAGGUGCAACUACUUCUCAACAUAUUGGAACAGCAUUACCAGAAAAGUUGUUAAGUCGAAUCGGAAGAUCUACUAUUAAAACGUGGUUGGAAAACAAAACAGGGCUCAAUGCCAGCCGGUAUUCUACAAAUCAUUUUGCGGCCCGUGCAUAUGACGUUAGUACUAAUGUAGCCAAAGAUGUAAUGCUUUUUAAGUAUGAGAAUCCACGAUUCUUCCGAAUGAUGAAUAUUUUUGGAGUUAGUCAAUUUCUAUUCUGGGGUUAUCUGUCGCAUUUCGCUUAUACGACUCUGAAAGAUGCUCCAGUGCCACAGAAAGAUGUCGAUCAGCUGGCUUGGUACGAGAAAAUCAAUCUGGGAGAAAAUAAAUACCGGAAUACAAUGGCGAUAAUGUCUUUUGUUAUUGGUUACGGUAUCCUUUUCGCCACAUGGACUUUUACUUUACGCUCGGUACGUUUUUUGGUUUUACGAAAAGGAGGCAAGAACGUUAGUGUAGUAACAUAUACCCCCUUCGGUAAAAAUAGGAUAAUGGAUGUUCCAUUGAAUUGCAUUUCUGCACAGGAAUCUAGAGAAGCGGCUCGGGUGACGAUUCCUAUAAAAAUUAGAAACAAAUCGCUUUUCUACAUGUUGGAUAAAAAAGGCGAAUUUACCAAUACGAGAUUAUAUGAUUAUACUGUUGGAAUGAGACGCAACUGGAAAUAAAAAAGGCUUCAGUAUUUAUGCGAUCGUUUCAAACCAUUUGACCAAGAAAACUUUUCAAUCAUGCGAGUAAAUAAAAAAGAAGUAUUCUUUAUAUUAUCAUUA